UCAGUCUGCGCCUUUGCACAACAAGUCCGCGCGCAUGGGAACAUGCUUCUGAGCUGGGAUGCUGUGAAAUCGCAAGCAUUGCAUAUGGAUGCAUUGUAUCAAAGCGCAUAGAAAGGACUGGAUUUAUCCACUGUUGGACCUUUCAAAGUGGACCAGCUCCUGUUUUUCAUAAUUCAAGGUAGAAGAUGGAUAUAUUCGUGAUUGGUGCUAGACAUUAAGACUGGACUUCAGAAGGGCUGUUGAACUGACCGGAAACUGAUUGUAGGUCUUUGGUUUUUGGAUGUAACAAGGAGCACAGUUAUUUUACCUAUCCAUAUCCUAUCAUAUUUAUCAUGACCUCUCUAACAGGGAAUAAAGAGAGGUCUGGGACCAGGAGCAGAAAACAUGGGAUGACAGAUUCCUCCCCUACGAAGUCGGCAGCAUUUUCUCCUGAAACCUGGUACCGAAAGGCUUACGAGGAAUCUAGGAGCGGCAGCCGCCCGGUCCCUGAGGGUGCUGGCUCCAUGCCCGGGUCCUCUGGAACCCCUUCUCCCGGAUCAGGAAUAUCAUCCCCGGGCUCUUUUUCCGGCUCCCCUGUUACUAUAUCGCCGGGGAUAAGCACCGGUUCGCCCGGUUCCUUAGGUGGAUCGCCUGGAUUCGGCACUGGUUCGCCAGCCUCGGGUAGCGGGAGCUCACCUGGUUCUGAACGGGGCAUCUGGUGCGAGAACUGUAACGCUCGGCUGGUGGAGCUGAAGAGACAGGCAUUAAAACUACUCAUCCCUGGACCCUAUUCUAGCAAGGAUCCAUCAUUCUCCCUGCUCCUCCAUGAUAAGCUGCAGGUGUCCAACAGUACCCGCAAGGCGUGGAACGAGCGUGACGGCCGCUGUGACGUUUGUGCCACCCACCUUAGUCAACUGAAGCAGGAGGCUGUCCACAUGGUGCUGAGCCUGGAGCAGUGUGACUUAUCUCCUGGCUCCCCUCCAUCUCUGGCCUCCCUGGUAAGUUCCCGCAGCAUCCUCCAAGGUCCCACGCCACCUCGAGACUGGGCGUACCUGCCUGCAGGGUACCAUUCAUCAGCUUCCUCCACCUCUGCUACCAAUCCUGCCACAACCGCCAGUUCUACCCUAACAACCACCAAUGGAAGCAACAGUAGCAGCCCUCACCACCCAGUUUACCCCAAACAUGGAUCCAAACCAAAUAGUUUGGGGGUGAGCAGUGGGAUGGACAAGAAAAACAGCUCCCAGUGUAAUGCAGGAAAGGUGACGGCAUCACCACAUCCCCACCUGCCCAGCAGCCCCAAUAACAGCAAUGGAACUUUGAGUUCAAUCCUGGAGGGCACCUGGACAUCUGGGCACGUGUCAAGAGCCAAUGGAGUCACACUUUAUCCUUAUCAGAUUUCACAGAUAGUGUCAGAAGGCAACAGAGAGGGUCUAAACGAGGCUGCGCUUAACCGCUAUAAUGCAGACCGCCCAUCUGCACACAGCAACCCUGCAGCUCCUCCUCCUGCCCCAGUCACCACAGCGCCCUCCAGUGGCACCUCUGCUGCGGCAUCCUUCUUUGCCAGAGCUGCCCAGAAAUUAAAUCUGUCUUCCAAGAAGAAGAAGCAGCGCCCAAUGCCCCCUGUGGUGUGUGAUCCACCCCCCUUUCCCACCAACUUCAGCGGUAUCCUGCACGUGUCUCCACCCCCUGCCCCACCGUGCCUCUUACGGGUAGUCAACAAAGUCAAAGACAACCCAGGCAUGGGCAAGGUUAAAGUGAUGGUACGAGUGUGUCCUUCAUCACCCACCAGUACAGCAGAAUCCAGCUCAUUCCUAAAGGUUGAUUCUCGUAGGAAGCAGGUGACCAUCAUGGACCCUGCAGCUAACUCUCAGCAGAAUCAAACUCAGAAACGCGGCAGCUCCAACCAGGUUCCUCCCAAGAUGUUUGCCUUUGAUGCUGCCUUCUCUCAUGAUGCCUCUCAGGCAGAGGUUUGUGCAGGAACUGUGGCUGAAGUCAUCCAGUCUGUGGUGAAUGGAGCAGAUGGCUGUGUGUUUUGCUUUGGGCACUCCAAACUAGGGAAAUCCUACACAAUGAUCGGUAAAGACGAAUCCAUGCAGAGUUUGGGGAUCAUACCUUGUGCCAUCUCCUGGCUCUUCAAACUGAUCAACGAGUGCAAGGAAAAGACAGGUGCACGGUUUUCUGUGCGAGUGUCAGCGGUGGAGGUGUGGGGAAAAGACGAGAAUCUGAAAGAUCUGCUGUCUGAGGUGGCAACAGGCAGUCUGCAGGACGGCCAGUCUCCAGGUGUUUACCUUUGUGAGGACCCCAUCUGCGGAAUGCAGCUGCUGAAUCAGAGUGAAUUGCGUGCUCCUACGGCAGAGAAGGCCGCUUUCUUCCUGGAUGCUGCGAUUGCUUCACGCUACAGCAGCAAGCCAGACUGUGAUGAAGAGGAGCACCGCAACUCUCACAUGCUCUUCACCCUGCACAUCUACCAGUAUCGCAUGGAAAAGACCGGAAAGGGCGGAAUGUCAGGAGGCAGGAGCAGACUGCAUCUCAUUGACAUGGGAAGCUGUGUGAAGGUUCUGAGUAAGACCCGAGACAGCACCACAGGACCAUGUCUCUCUCUAUCUGCCCUGGGAAAUGUCAUUCUGGCCUUAGUCAAUGGCAGCAAGCACAUCCCUUACAAAGAUAGUAAGUUAACCAUGCUAUUACGAGAGUCCCUGGGCAACAUGAAUUGCCGUACCACAAUGAUUUCCCACAUCUCCUCGUCACCCACCAACUUCUCAGAGACUCUGUCUACACUUCAAAUUGCCUCUCGUGUUCUUAGGCUGAAGAAGAAGAAGGCUAAAGUAAGCAUGCAAUACACAUCCAGUUCCUCGGGUGGUGAAAGCUCAUGCGAGGAAGGAAGAAUGCGUCGCCCAACCCAGUUGAGAACCAUCCAUUCAAGAAAUGUGGUUGAUUCAGAGAUGACCCUGUUACACCUCUCCAGUGACCCUGAAGACUACUCCAGCAGUGAACAGUCAUGUGACACUGUUAUCUACGUGGGUCCAAAUGGCUCAGCCCUCUCAGACAAAGAGCUUACAGACAACGAAGGUCCUCCUGAGUUUGUGCCUAUCAUCCCUUCCCUGCAUAAAAAUAAUGCAGAUCACAACAAGGCUCCUUUGACAUCACAACCAUCUCAAGAAGAAGCUGCAGACCUGAUAGCUGAACCCUCACUGUCUGUCCAGCCCUUGCAGAUCAACCAUCCCCAGUCACUUCCACCUGUGCCAGAAGAAGGUGCUGAGUCAGGCAAAAAGGAAAAAGACUGUCUCAAAUGCAACACUUUUGCUGAGCUUCAAGAGCGGCUGGACUGUAUUGAUGGAAGAGAAGAGGUGAUGCAAUUCCCUUUUGAAGAAGUUCCUGCCAAUAGAGUUACCAAAAUUGAGCCUCUUUCUAACCAUGGUCAAGUUUUUAAAGAAAUCCAGCAAUCAAGUUCACCCAAGAGGAUCUCCAAUGACCAGCAACUGGAGGAGAUCCGUGAGGUAGUUGAGGAAGCAGAAGUUGCUCAAUCAAUUAUUGAAAGCUUGGCACAUUGUUCAACAGGCACUUUAGGACUUUCCACGAGCAGAAGUGUGACAAUUAGCAGUGGUGUUGGGCAACUCACUCCUCUUCAAAAAACCAAAAGCUCCAGUUUGCAUGACAGCAGAGAAUCCAUCAAUGGUGGGAGUAGCAGUGAGGGCAAAUCUCGUCCUAUGGGCUCCCCACGGUUAGGCAUUGCCAGUCUUACUAAAACCUCAGAAUACAAACUACCAUCCUCUCCUUCUCAACGUUGCAAAGUAUACACCCAGAAGGGAGUAAUGCCUGGCACACCCCCUCACUCGUCUCAAGAUCUUUACAAAGAUUCUAGGAAAUCCUCCACUGAGACUUUGCCUAAUCCAGAGUCUAGAACCUCUCCAGUGGGCAUGAGCCCACAGGUCCUAAAUAGAUCUUCAUCCUCCAACAGCCUUGGAUCAGCUGAGACGCUGUGUGAUGAUGUUCCCCAGUUGCCUUUGGACAAUAAGAAAGAUGUCAAGGACACCACAGCCACGGUUACACUACAACAGCCUUUGGAGCCAAAUGGAGAGGAUGAGCUGGUGUUCACCCUAGUGGAAAAGAUGAUAAUUAGUGGGGUAAUGGAGAAUGGAAGACCAACCAGUAUUAUUAGCUUUAACAGUGACUGUUCAGUGCAAGCCCUUGCAUCAGGUUCAAGGCCUGUUAGUAUCAUUAGUAGCAUGAGUGCAGACUUUGAACAUCACAUCACUGCCCCCUGCACCACCACGGCCACCAUCUCAGAAGUCAACAUUGCAAAAUCCUUGCCUCUCAGCAGGAUUGAGGGAGAAUUGCAGGCAAGUCGUCGUUCCUCAAUAAGCUCAUGGCUGAGUGAAAUGAGCACUGGAAGUGAUGGUGACCAUUCAUGUCAUAGCUUUGUUACCCAGCAGUGCUUUGGACAGAGUGAAACCCUAGCUGAGGACAGACUUGUAGAAAUUCAAGAGGAAGUUGACAUUGAAGGUCUCUCUGAUUCAGAUGUGCAAAAUAACUCAGAAAUUGAAAAUGAUCUCCAUAAAACUGUCAAAAUGAAUAGUAAAAAUACCCCUACUAAACACAAACUGGAUAAGAUGUCCUCAGCCACAACAUCAGGUGGCUAUGUUCCUUUUAAGACCAAUGUUUCUCACACUUGUGCUGCUGUUAAACCAAUGGCUGUACAGGACUUACAAACCAAAACCACUUUAGUUAAUGAUCUCAUAUCCUCACCUGUUUCUACAUCAAGUGAGAUCAAUUUUGAAAACCCUUGGAUAAAAAGGAAGGGUGCUGUAGAGACCAAGGUGAAAGAGGUGGUCAUUGAGGUAAAGUCAGAGAAGAGAACAUCUGAAUCUAUAAAGGACAAUUGCCUAGCCGACAAGUACAGCUCAAGUAUUGAAGCAGCAUUUUCCCCUGAUUCAAUAAAUCGAGUGGGGGAUGGAUGCGAGAUGGUCAUCAAUGCAUCUGAAAGUAUAACUCAAGUGUACUCUACAGACAUACACAGAACAGGGAGUCUACCUCGAGCGUGGCAUCGUUUGAACAAGCAGGAUGAUCUAGAAGAUCCCACAUACCGCUACACUAGUGGGGAGUAUAAAAGUCUUGGGGUUACCACCUCUACUCCUUGCAGUCCUAGGGCCACUCUUGAAAGAAGAAAUUCUGGUGGUAGGCAGGGUAUUUUUACCCGUCAGAAAGGAAUCCCACCUUUGCCACCUGUAAGAAAGUCUAGCCUUGACCAGAGGAACAGAGCAAUUCCCCAACAUAAUCCUGGAAAUGCCCAGACACCAAACCAGUAUCUGUCUUUUCUUGGCAGCACACCUGAAGAUCUGGGUGGAAAUGGCAAACAUAAAUGCCCAAAUGUUGAAAGCAGCAGACUAUUUAGUGCCAAACUUGAGCAGUUAGCUAACAGAACCAAUUCCUUAGGAAGGUCUCAGAGGACGCAUUAUGACUGUCAGUCCCUGGAAAGGGCUGAGAGUUUGACCUCUCUGGGCUCUAAAGGAGGCACCACAAAAGACAGCACAAUGCCAAGGACAGGUAGGAGCCUCAACCGUGGCUUACUCUCAUCACCAACCAAUGGACCAAAUGGUAACAACAAUGUACCACAGUCACCCAAAGCAAGUCAGUCCAAAAUAUCUGCUGUGAGCAAACUGCUUAUGACCAGUCCCAAAGCUCGAAGUUUAUCAACGUCUAGCACUAAGACUCUAAGUUUCUCCACAAAGUCCCUUCCACAGUCAGUAAAUAGAAGCUCAAGUUCGCCACCUAAUGGAAAGAAUCAGAACCAGAACUCUUGGUCAACCCAGUCCCUAAGUCGCAGUAGGGGGACAGGACUAGUGUCUAAGCUGCCUUUAAGGGCAGUCAAUGGACGAAUCUCUGAGCUUCUACAAGGCAGUGCCAGCUCCCGUGCUACACAAGGACAAGGGGCUUCUGACACCGAAGAAAGAGGAGCAACAGUCCAAGGAGAGGAAAGGCCAGUGGUCCAUACUUUGCCUUCACCUUACAGUAAGAUCACGGCCCCAAGAAGGCCUCACCGCUGCAGUAGCGGGCAUGCUAGCGACAACAGCAGUGUGCUAAGUGGAGAACUUCCUCCUGCCAUGGGAAAGACUGCAUUGUUCUAUCACAGUGGUGGCAGUAGUGGCUAUGAGAGUAUGAUACGUGACAGUGAGGCCACAGGAAGUACAUCCUCAGCUCAGGACUCAAUGAGUGAGAACAGCAGUUCCGUGAGUGGUCGCAGGAGCCUGAAGAAUUCAAAGAAAAGAAGUAAUACCGGAACCCAGAGGCGGCGACUUAUCCCUAAUCUCACCCUGGAUACCUCCUCUCCUGUGAGAAAGCCUGUCAUAAGUCCAGGAGUACGCUGGGUGGACGGCCCCCUCCGGCCCACACAGAGGGGCCUCACCGAACCCUUUGAGAUCAAGGUUUAUGAGAUUGAUGAUGUAGAACGUCUACAGAGAAGACGGACAGUGGGCAAGGAAGUGGUAUACUUCAGUGCCAAACUGAAGAUCUUAGAGCAUAGGCAACAGAGGAUCUCAGAAGUGCGGGCCAGGUACGACUGGCUGAAAAAAGAGCUGGAGCAGACCAAACAACAUCUAAUGCUAGAGCCAGAGAAAUGGACCACUGAAUUUGACCUUCAGCAGACAUUUGAAGUGGACUCUCUGGAGUACUUGGAAGCUCUGGAGUUUGUCACGGAACGACUAGAAAACCGGGUCAACUUCUGCAAAGCUCAUCUAAUGAUGAUCACAUGCUUUGACAUCACCUGUCGGCGACGGUAAAGGAUUCACCAUGGAGUAUUAAGGACAAUGGGAAGUUGAAAAGGCUCCACUGGGUGUACGUGGGCAUGUAUGUGAGAAAGUUACAAAGUUUAUCACUACAAUGAUGGCUAAAAUGAAUGGGAAAAUACAAAAGGCUUAAUAUUUUUCUAAAGUGGGUUUUGUGGAAAAACAGAAAACGCUGGACUUGUAGGGUUGGAGAAAAAAAAAGUAAAAUGAGCACUUUGAAACUUUGGAUUUGUCGAUUGCAAAUAUGGUUUGCUCGCUUGCUGUGAAGAAUAGUAUUGCCAUAUGUGGGAAAAAAAUAAUACAUUGUUAAACAAAAAGAGAACAAAAAAGACAACAAGUGCCUUGUGAACACUUCAAUAUCUUCUAUGGAAAUCUAUGGAAAGAACUUUCCAUAUUUGUGUACAGAUGGUGCUAGCUUAAAAAAAAAACAUGCAUACAAACAAAAAAAGUUAGAAAAGUAAAAAAACACUACUUGUUAAACUAAGUGUUUAAACUCACUGUCUAUGUAACAUGUAUUUGUACUGUUAUACACUAGUUACAUGCAACAUGAACAUGUGUUUUAUAUUAUUUUUUGUAUUCUUUGAGACAACUGAGACCACAUAGAAUUUACUAUGCUAUAAAACCACCCAUCACGAUAUCUAGAAGAGUAAUAUUGGCAAUGGCUCAUUGAUUGUUCAGGUCCCCUGUAGGUAUGUUGGCAUUUUCAGCAGUGUGACGCCUGAUGCUGGGCCACUUCGGCAUGUCACGGUUGAGAAAUGAUGAGAAUAAUCCUCAGUCUGGCAGGACCAACAAGGAUCCAUAAACCGAUAAACCAUAAAAGCUUUUCACUGCAUGCCAAAUUAUUGGGCAUUUUUAAAGCAUCAAUUUUCUGCAAAUGCAAAACUUUCUAGCCAGGGGCGAAGGAACAAUCCAAAAGCAUCAAGAAAAGGUUGUGUCUUACAGUUUAUUGACAUCCAUCAGUGAUUGGUAUUGCAUAAAUAAAUAUGGACUGAGUAACCAAAUUUGUUCACAGACAUUUCCUUUUAGUGUUGGAUUGGAGGUUAGCACAAAUUGGAUACCUGUAUUGUAUCAAAUUUAAAUUUGUUUGUUUAGUUUGUUGAUUGGUUCAUCUCUAUGGCAAUAAAAGUCAUACCAUUUUGUACGAGCCAAGUCGUGCGAUAUUUUAUGAUUCCACGAUCUUGCGCAAAUUAUUAUGAAUUGUAACUAUGCUGGGAUUUCUGCUUUUAUUAUUAUUUUACAUGGCCGCUUAAUAUAUUUUAUUUGCCUUGCAGCCAACAAAACGAAACUCUUAAAAUAUCUCCCAAAAAGUGUUGUAAAAAGUUCUAGUGGGAAAGAUUUGUCCUCCGUAAUUAAAAGGGCUUUUACGACCCUGUAGCCCAAAUUGCAAGCAUGAUUAUUUCCUGAAAGGGCAUUGACGACAGAAAAUCUGUUUUAUUUUCCAAUAUUUUAAAUAAUCUAAAAUCAGAUAAUCAAAUUAACACCGUAGCGUUUCAGUCCAGUUAAGAUCAAAUGCAUUGUUCAUUGGCCUUCCCUCUAUGUGGUCUCAAUGUCAAUGUGCUAACCCUUUGGUAAAAAUCUGUUUAUAUACAUAUAUCUAUAGUGCUUGAGACAGUUUCAGCUCUAAACGUUUAUAGAUGAGAACAUAUAGCUUGUUUCAAGUGCUAACUAAAGACUUCAUACGCUUCUCCAUUCCCGCUUCGCCCCUCGUCCAUGCCCUGACCCCCAUGACAUUCCCGCUGAUAUUUUGGCAUUGUAAUGAAUGAAGGGUUUUACUUAUUUUUUACCUCAGGAGGCCUGUAUGACAGAGAUACUUAUAUUCUAUAAUUUAUUUACGCAUAAUAGCCUGUAAAGCACUAUGCAUUAAAAUUGUACAGUUGCUAAAUUCAUGCCAUAUAAAUAUAUAUAUAAAUAUUUACUUGCAUCUUACACUAUUUUCCUUCUUUAUAUAUAUAUAUAGUUUACUUUUCUGCAUUUAUUUAAAAGUUUUGUGUGUGUGAUUUUCUCUUUUCUGCAUUUCUUUAUAAAUGCACCUAUUGCCAAAUCAUGAGAGACGAGAGCGAAUACGAUUUCAAGAUGCUCCUGGUUGCCAUUCAUGUUUAUUCAUCAAAUGUUUCAUCACAGCCUGUCACAUGUGGAUUGUUCAACUAAUACAUUGUGUGGUAUACAGUGCAAUGUGAAAAGAAUAUUGUCAUUAAUACACUUUAAUGUUGACAAAGAUCUUCCCUUUCACCAAGUCAUGUGAAAAGAACUGAAAAAUAUCCAUUAAGAGUAUGUAUAUAUAUAUAUAUAUAUAUAUAUAUAUAUAUAUAUAUAUAUAUAUAUAUAUAUAUAUAUAUAUACAUUCGAUCAACAUAUUGCUUCAUGCUUUUACUGAAACAAGAGGCAUGAUUUAUUGUGCUAUGGGAAAAAUAGAGCUUGAAUGAGAAUUUGACUGACAUACAGACUGAUGUAAAUAAAGGACGUUUUGGAUGCAGUAUUCUUACUUUCUGCCUUGUUCUGGAUAAACAAAUAAUUAGCAUUCUUAUCCUAUACAAAACAUGAAUGAAAACCUUUCUAGUUCUAUAGUUCUCUGAGAGACUAUUAAAGGUUUUUUGUUUCUAGCCGGCCACUGAUUGUUUCUGUAAAAGUGUAAUCUUUAUUCUGCUGCACUGAACUGCAUUUUCAUUAGAUUUAUUAUAAAAUAAUAAUAAUAUGAGCGAAUCUUAGUCGGCCUAUUUUUAUCCAAUAAUUGUUAGAUUUCAACAUACAUUAAGCUUGAUUUGAGAUGUCUCUUUAAAUCUAACAGAUAUGCCUGAAUCCCCUUUGAUUUCAAAGUAGAUAAUCCACUAAUGAAGAGGCAUCAAUUUUUGACUGAAAAUCAUAUCUGACAUCAGUGAAACAGGAGAUUGUAAGAAAAAUCAAAGAUAAUUGCAUUAUAUGAUAUAUGAAAAUUCACAGUACACUUGACUGGGCUCAUACAGCUAAUUACACAGUUUCCCAUUUAUAAUCAUGCAGUCUAGGGAGGAAGAUGUCAUUAUCAUAACAAAAGUGAUCUGACUUAAAGUAAGCAUGAAAGCUUGGUAAGAGGAAAUAGUUAUUUGGUUCUAUCUUGAUAAGGGUGAAUAUCAUGAAGAAAUUACCUGGUAUUAUGUCACAACAAAGCCAAAAGAAAAACAAAAUAAGAAACUAGUAACUUUUGUAGGCUGCUUAGAAUUGUGCAAUGUCACAAUGGAAACAAUUUAAUGGUCUUUAUUUUAUUUUGUAAUAUACAAUUUAGGGAUGAAAUACAACAUUGAUAUUUCUUGAUAAAAAGCAGCAAGUGAAAUUCCAGCCAAGGUUAGUCAUUGGUCUUAAUAAGAAAUGAUGUCAUUGUGGGCACAACGAAGAACAAAUUGAGUUAUGAGUUGGUAAAGCCAGCAUAAAUGGGACUGCUGACAACUCAUCUCUCUAUAAAACACAACUUCCUUUUGUGCUCCAUUCUAGCUACUUUUUUUAAGAUGUUAUCUCACAGUAGAGCAUCUCCAAAAGCUGUUUGCUUUAGUGGACACAGAGUAAUCCUCUGACCCUCAUGAGGGUUAAAUAGAUUUAACUAGAAAAACAUGCUGUUAAAAAAAUGUCCGGAGAUUUGGGCCACUGACAAGCAAAAAAUGUCAUUUGCGCUGACUUGGGCGAAUGAAUGGCAUGUGGUGUUACCACAUGAAGAAAAGAUUUAUUCUUAUAUCAGUUGUAUAAUAUGGGUCAUUCCUGUUUUGCAGGAGAUUUUUUCCCAUGUACAUUUUUGUAUUUAAUUUAUUUCCUUAAAAUUGUAUACCAGACUUUCAGAUAUACGGUCUGGUCAAGCUCAGGCACUUUAUUAAUUAAAACAUGAUUAUUUACACAG
Messenger RNA from Xyrauchen texanus (razorback sucker), 10620 nucleotides. Its product is annotated as kinesin-like protein KIF26B. Gene Ontology annotation, biological process: microtubule-based movement. Gene Ontology annotation, molecular function: microtubule binding; microtubule motor activity; ATP binding. The transcript is spliced from 15 exons. The record is from RefSeq and is a predicted model, not a curated record. The coding region runs from base 333 to 6755 and encodes 2140 amino acids. NCBI's taxonomy places the organism in Eukaryota, Metazoa, Chordata, Actinopteri, Cypriniformes, Catostomidae.